AUGGUAGAGGGAAAGGACAUAGUAGAAGUAAAGGACAUAGUAGAAGUAAAGGACAUAGAAGUAAAGGACAUGGUAGAGGGAAAGGACAUAGUAGAAGUAAAGGACAUAGUAGAAGUAAAGGACAUAGAAGUAAAGGACAUGGUAGAGGCAAAGGACAUAGUAGAAGUAAAGAACAUAGUAGAAGUAAAGGACAUAGAAGUAAAGGACAUAGUGGAAGUAAAGGACAUAGUAGAAGUAAAGGACAUAGUAGAAGUAAAGGACAUAGUACAAGUAAAGAACAUAGAAGUAAAGGACAUAGAAGUAAAAGACAUAGAAGUAAAGGACAUGGUAGAGGGGAAGGACAUAGUAGAAGUAAAGGACAUAGUGGAAGUAAAGGACAUAGUGGAAGUAAAGGACAUAGUAGAAGUAAAGGACAUAGUGGAAGUAAAGGACAUAGUAGAAGUAAAGGACAUGACUGUUUGUAUUCAUAUUGUGCUGACCACAGCAGUAUUCAAACACCCCCCUCACAUAUGGGUACUGGGGUUAGUUAGUCUUAAGAGUGAGAGCAAGGAGGCAGGUCACGGCUGUUUGGCGCUACCAACACUAUCCGUAAUAUACGUACUUCCAGCCUACGUGAGUAUUUCUUUACCCUAUCCACGUGUUCGAACCCCACAUGAUAAUAGUAGAAGUAAAGGACAUAGUGGAAGUAAAGGACAUAGUAGAAGUAAAGGACAUAGUAGAAGAAAGGGACAUAGUGGAAGUAAAGGACAUAGUAGAGGGGAAGGACAUAGUAGAAGUAAAGGACAUAGUAGAAGUAAUGGACAUAGUGGAAGUAAAGGACAUAGUAGAAGUAAAGGACAUAGAAGUAAAGGACAUGGUAGAGGGGAAGGACAUAGUAGAAGUAAAGGACAUAGUGGAAGUAAAGGACAUGGUAGAGGGGAAGGACAUAGUAGAAGUAAAGGACAUAGAAGUAAAGGACAUAGUGGAAGUAAAGGACAUAGUAGAAGUAAAGGACAUAGAAGUAAAGGACAUGGUAGAGGGGAAGGACAUAGUAGAAGUAAAGGACAUAGUAAAAGUAAAGGACAUAGAAGUAAAGGACAAGGUAGAGGGGAAGGACAUAGUAGAAGUAAAGGACAUAGUAGAAGUAAAGGACAUAGUGGAAGUAAAGGACACAGUGGAAGUAAAGGACAUGGUAGAAGUAAAGGACAUAGAAGUAAAGGACAUGGUAGAGGGGAAGGGCAUAGUAGAAGUAAAGGAUAUAGUGGAAGUAAAGGACAUGGUAGAGGGGAAGGACAUAGUACAAGUAAAGGACAUAGUGGAAGUAAAGGACAUAGUAGAAGUAAAGGACAUGGUAGAGGGGAAGGACAUAGUAGAAGUAAAGGACACAGUAGAAGUAAAGGACACAGUGGAAGUAAAGGACAUAGUGGAAGUAAAGGACAUAGUGGAAGUAAAGGACAUAGUAGAAGUAAAGGACAUAGUGGAAGUAAAGGACAUAGUAGAAGUAAAGGACAUAGUAGAGGGGAAGGACAUAGUAGAAGUAAAGGACAUAGUGGAAGUAAAGGACAUAGUAGAAGUAAAGGACAUAGUGGAAGUAAAGGACAUAGUAGAAGUAAAGGACAUAGUGGAAGUAAAGGACAUAGUAGAAGUAAAGGAUAUAGUAGAAGUAAAGGACAUGGUAGAGGGGAAGGACACAGUAUAAGUAAAGGACAUAGUAGAAGUAAAGGACAUAGAAGUAAAGGACAUGGUAGAAGUAAAGGACAUAGUAGAAGUAAAGGACAUAGUAGAAGUAAAGGACAUAGAAGUAAAGGACAUGGUAGAGGGAAAGGACAUAGUAAAAGUAAAGGACAUAGUAGAGGGGAAGGACAUGGUAGAGGGGAAGGACAUGGUAGAGGUAAAGGACAUGGUAGAGGUAAAGGACAUGGUAGAGGUAAAGGACAUGGUAGAAGUAAAGGACAUAGUGGAAGUAAAGGACAUAGUAGAAGUAAAGGACAUAGUAGAAGUAAAGGACAUAGUAGAAGUAAAGGACAUAGAAGUAAAGGACAUAGAAGUAAAGGACAUGGUGGAGGGGAAGGACAUAGUAGAAGUAAAGGACAUAGUGGAAGUAAAGGACAUAGAAGUAAAGAACAUGGUAGAGGGGAAGGACAUAGUAGAAGUAAAGGACAUAGUAGAGGGGAAGGACAUAGUAGAAGUAAAGGACAUAGUGGAAGUAAAGGACAUAGUAGAGGGGAAGGACAUAGUAGAAGUAAAGGACAUAGAAGUAAAGGACAUGGUAGAAGUAAAGGACAUAGUAGAAGUAAAGGACAUAGUAGAAGUAAAGGACAUGGUAGAAGUAAAGGACAUAGUAGAAGUAAAGGACAUAGUAGAAGUAAAGGACAUAGUAGAAGUAAAGGACAUAGUAGAAGUAAAGGACAUAGUAGAAGUAAAGACUAG
Messenger RNA from Cherax quadricarinatus, 2409 nucleotides. NCBI's taxonomy places the organism in Eukaryota, Metazoa, Arthropoda, Malacostraca, Decapoda, Parastacidae. The record is from RefSeq and is a predicted model, not a curated record.